This is a messenger RNA of Daldinia loculata, 1877 nucleotides long. Its product is annotated as transferase family-domain-containing protein. NCBI's taxonomy places the organism in Eukaryota, Fungi, Ascomycota, Sordariomycetes, Xylariales, Hypoxylaceae. The record is from RefSeq and is a predicted model, not a curated record. Gene Ontology annotation, biological process: secondary metabolite biosynthetic process. The transcript has a single exon. Bases 291 to 1712 code for a protein of 473 amino acids. Gene Ontology annotation, molecular function: acyltransferase activity, transferring groups other than amino-acyl groups.
CGACAGCCGAGUGGUUAGAUACCUACCUAUGUAGCUCUCAGAGUCCAUUCGGGAAUAAGUUUUAAUACUGCCUAGUUAACUACCACUAAACUCCUAGUUGUAAUCAACAAUCACUUCGCUUUGGGAUACGUCCGCUGACUGGAGCGUAAGAUGCUUCUCCAGGCUAAAACUCUUAGUUCGUACCUAGGCAUCAAGAUAAUGCUCUCAUAAAAUAUAUGCCUUUCGAACCUGAUCUCAAAUCAUAGAUCAAAAACCCAUCUGCCAAAAUCUGUAGUUAUAGCACGUUCAAAAUGGCAGCGCUCUCUCCGCUUGACAAACUUAUGCCCCGAGGCUACAUCCGCCAAAUGUUUUGCUUCCCCUCGACACAUGCCGACACUAUUAAUACACUCAGGGCGGGCUUGAAGGGAGUUGUAAAUGAUGUCCCCUACCUUCUUUCCGGGAUCCUCACCAGCGAAGAUCAAAAACAUAUUUCCCUCAGCACUCCUUAUCAAACACUAGAGAACCUCUGCUAUGAACAAGAUCUUUCGGAUACUGUUGAUUACGCCGCUAUCAAGGCACAAAACUUCCCGCCCUCGGCAUUUACCGCGCCAGGGAUCAUACCUCCUGACACGCAGCCCCCGUUUCCGAACCCGGCGCCGGUAUUCCGGGCGAGCGUGUCACUUGUUAAGGGUGGAUUCAUACUGUGCGUCGCCGUUCAUCAUUGCACGACCGACAUCACGGGAUUCGGGACCUUGCUUAAGAUAUGGGCCUCUCACUGCCGCACAGGCGCGUCUGCGGUGGCUGGGUUCGAUCCGUCUUGGCUAGACCGCGCGGCCUUGAUUGAGAGACAUAGUACCCCCGACGUGACAGCACCUACUUCUAUACCUAGGCUACUCCAUGUCAGGGGACCUGACGACUAUGCUAGGCUUGCUGGUCCAGCAUCAUCACCUAAUGAUCUUAGGACCGGCAUAUUCUUCUUCCCACGGACGAAGCUGCAGGCGCUGAAGCAUACCGUGAACGAGCAUAUCGCUCCUCAGGGUAAUGCAGGCUGGGUUUCUUCAGGUGAUAUUCUCACGGCGCUGCUUUGGAGCGCCAUAUUAGACGCUGAACAGGAACCGCCCGCCGCUGAAUCGGACACAACGGCUAACCAAAGGGAUACCAAUACAAUAGGUUUCCCCGUGAAUUUUCGCUCUCGUUUUAGCCCACCCUUACCCUCAAACUACCUCGGCGCCGCCUUUGUGAUGACAGCCGCCACAGCUUUGCGGACGGACCUAAUAUCUUUUGCUACAGGGGUAGCCUCUUGUAGUGACUACACCCUAUUAGAUCCUACCUCAACCUCAAAACUAGCCGAGAUUGCUUUCACAAUUCGUGCUUCCCUUCGCAGUGUUGAUGAGCAAAGCGUGCGAGAUAUGCUUACAUAUUUAAAUACCGCGUCUAGUGACCAUCCUCCAAUCACGCUGGGACCGCGCCACGACGGCAUAUCAAUUGUCUCGUGGGCGGACCAAGGCGCGUAUGAGUUAGAUUGGGGCGAUGCAGUUGGGAGAUGUGACGCCGUCAGGUUGCCUAAGUUGGCAUCUAAGAGAUACCCUAUCGUUCUACCUAGAAUCCCAAGCAGCACCAACGGUGACGAGGAAGGUUUGGAGGUAAUUGUUAGCUUCGACAGGCAAGUGUUCUUCAAAUUUGAGCAGAGUUGGCCGAUUAAACAGUUCGCGACCACUCGGUGUCGCUCGUAAAGCAGGGUCUAGUGUUCAGUGUUCAUGUAUACACCGAGUUAACCUCAUAAUCUUAUAGAACCACAUGCUCAGAACUCAUAUUCACAAUAGAGCUUAUGGAGGUACCUGGGUAUCAUAGUGGGGUUUUAACCUACGUUUCGGAUACAUGUAAGUUGCGAGCAAUCG